Gossypium raimondii (Peruvian cotton) is the source of this 1286-nucleotide messenger RNA. Its product is annotated as annexin D3. Gene Ontology annotation, cellular component: cytoplasm. The transcript has 6 exons. Gene Ontology annotation, molecular function: calcium-dependent phospholipid binding; calcium ion binding. The record is from RefSeq and is a predicted model, not a curated record. NCBI's taxonomy places the organism in Eukaryota, Viridiplantae, Streptophyta, Magnoliopsida, Malvales, Malvaceae. The coding region runs from base 112 to 1143 and encodes 343 amino acids.
AGGGUAUCAAAGUAUAAGAAAUAUAAAGAUUACGGGUCCUGAUAUUCAGCUAACUAUUAGGAGGAAAAUACACAACCGAAACUGAAGUAACUGACUGAGUGAAGAACAAUAAUGAAGAGUUUUAAGAAACUUUUCACGAGUAAACCAAAAACACAUAACCCUGAAUCUAGUUUUAAGAUUGGAGGAAUGGGUUCACUUAAAGUACUUGAUGUCAUUCCUUCUCCUGAAGAUGACUCUCACAAACUCAAGAAAGCUUUUCAAGGGUUCGGAACAGAUGAGGAUGGGAUAAUUGAGAUAUUGGGACACAGGGAUGCAAAUCAAAGGAAGAAGAUUAGAGAAACUUAUCACCAGCUUUACAAUGAAACUCUCAUUGAUGCUCUUAAGUCUGAACUUUCUGGUGAUUUUGGAAAAGCAGUCAUUCUUUGGACAUAUGAUCCAUCCGAGAGAGAUGCUAGACUGGCAAAUGAAGCAUUGAAGUCAAAGAAGAAGGGUAUCAAGCAUCUCGAGAUCAUUGUUGAGAUGUCAUGUGCGUCGUCUCCUCAGCAUGUUGUGGCAGUAAGGCAGGCUUAUUGCACUCUCUUCGAUCAUUCAGUCGAAGAAGACAUCGUAGCUUCACUACCUCCGCCUCUCAGAAAGAUUUUGGUGGGCCUAGUGACAUCCUACAGAUAUGACAAGGAAGUGGUGGACAAUGAUGUGGCAAACUUAGAGGCAGAUAGGUUACAUGAGGCUAUCAAAACCAAGGAUUUGGCCCAUGAUGAUGUAGUUUUUAUACUUUCCACAAGAAACUUCUAUCAACUCAGGACUACAUUUGCAUGCUACAAGAAAAAACAUGGAAAUCCUAUUGAUAAGGACAUCGAGAAAUCUGGGAAGGGUGAUUUGGAAUCACUUGUGAGAAUGGUUAUUUUGUGCAUUGAUUCCCCAGAGAAGCACUUUGCAGAGGUUGUAGGAACUUCAAUCAUUGGACUGGGAACCGAUGAAGAUUCACUGACAAGAGCAAUAAUAAGCAGAGCAGAAAUCGAUAUGAUGAAAGUAAAAUCAGAAUAUUUGAACAUUUAUAAGUCCAGUCUCGAUGAUGCAGUUACGGGGGAUACUUCUGGAGAUUACAGGAAUUUCUUGGUCACCUUACUUGGUGGAAAAAUCUGAUUGAUUCUUUCAUUCAGUCUGUCAUAUAUAUAUAUAUAUACUGUUUGAAUUCGUGAACCAUGGAUUGUUUAUAUUGGUAUUUCAAUGGAUAUUGUUUUCUUUUUCAGAUAUUGAAUUUGAAAGCCUUCAUUGUUUGAAUGUUA